Lodderomyces jiufengensis is the source of this 921-nucleotide messenger RNA. RefSeq lists its product as uncharacterized. The record is from RefSeq and is a predicted model, not a curated record. The transcript has a single exon. Bases 1 to 921 code for a protein of 306 amino acids. Lineage: Eukaryota; Fungi; Ascomycota; Pichiomycetes; Serinales; Debaryomycetaceae.
AUGUUUAAUAUAUUACAAUCAAUAUUAUACACAUUUAUAACAUUUCAAAUCUUGUUCACCCAAACUGUAAAAUCAGAUGAAAUAAUAAAUAAUGUAUUAUACACUCAUUCAGGACUUGAUUCAAAAGUUAUAAUUAGAGAAGUUCAUGAAGGAAAAUUACCAUAUGAAAUAAAAUUGGAUGAAAAAUUUCAAAAGGGAGAUAAAGAUUUUAAUUUAAUUGUAAACUUAGAUGCUAUUAAUCAUAUUCAAAAUAUUCAUGAUUCCUCAAAAGGUAAAACUAUUGACGAUUCUGAAUUAAUUAAAUUGGCACAAGCUUAUUAUGUUCCUACUACAAAAGUUGUAUCUUCUUCAAUUUUACACAACUUUUUUGCCAGUAUUGCAAAUUCAUUUAUCAACAAUUUUGGAUCUAGUAUUAAAUAUAUAUAUGACACUUUUAUUUUCAGAAUUUUCAAAUAUUCAUAUUAUUGGGCUUACACUUUCACUAAAUACACAGUUAAACUAACAGGGUGGUAUUAUGGAACAUCAACAUUACCAAUAAAAUGUUACAUAGGAUUAGACUACAUCAAAACUUUAACCCAUGGAGAAUUUAUAAUUGGAUGGGAAACAUACACAUUAAAUGACAAUUGUGAAGAAACUGUCAACUUAGAAAACAUUGAAAAAAUCUUAUCACAUUCUAGAUUAAUUGCAUCUGAAAUAAAAGAUAAUGAUAUAAAUUAUAGUUGUCAAUUUUACAAAUCUGAUUCAACUUUACAUUCAGGUCAAUGGUUUGCUAAAAUUAGAAUAUUUGAUGUUAAUAAAGAAAAUUUACAAAUUAAUGAAAAUAUCUGGAAUAUUGAUUGUGAAGAUAAUGAAUACUCCAAACCUAGUAAAAGAGAAUCUAUUUUUGCUAGUAUUAUGAAAUUCUUCAAUACUAUUACAUAA